Molecule: messenger RNA, 10052 nt
Organism: Anneissia japonica
Lineage: Eukaryota; Metazoa; Echinodermata; Crinoidea; Comatulida; Comatulidae
Product: myosin-11-like
Exons: 17
Coding region: 103-5952 (1949 amino acids)
Biological process (GO): actin filament organization
Cellular component (GO): actin cytoskeleton
Molecular function (GO): actin filament binding
Source: RefSeq, a predicted model, not a curated record
AGUAGGUUUGGCUGUCAUUGCAUGUACAAGAGUUGUACAGUAGGUUGUGGAUGAACUGAUUUCUUUUAAUUUAGGAUUUUAAGGUUGUUUUUAGCAAUCAUCAUGAUUGUUGCACUUGUUGGAGUGAAAGAUGAACUGCCAGCAACUAUUCCGCAGGGACGUAUAAACAUGUAUACCUGUGUUGAUAUCAAUAAUUCAGAUCAUAUUACUGGACAACUCUACUCCUUAGCAAUCACUACUACAGAAGAAAUCAUUUAUAUACGUGCAGAAACAAAGGAAGAGAGAGAAAGUUGGUUGGAAAUCCUAGGUGAAUAUCCUGAAAUGAACCGAGAAGCCGAACGGCAAAACAAGAAAAAGAAAGCAGUGUAUCCCAUGACAAAAAAAGACCUAGAUACCGAUAAUUCUCAAAAAACUGAAUCAAGUGAACGAACUCAGGUAGUAAUAAAACAGCCAUUGUCAAGAACUGAAAGUGACAUCAAUAAAAUUAAAAAAGAGCCUUCGAAAGACAUCAGUCGCUCUAUUAGCUGCCCUCCCGGGAAAAGCGAUGCUGACCCUGAAAAGUCAUUUUCUGAUGACCUUCAGAAAGUCAAAGACGAGAACCACAACCGAAGCUGGAGCGAUGGGUAUGGGAUGACCAGCGUGGAAAAAGAUGUAGAGAAAUGGCUUGUGAAAAGACUUGAAAGACCGAACUCUUUACGCUCAACCAAAAGUAUAGAACUCGAUUUUAGCUCCUCUGAAUUGGACAGUGGUGAUGACCAGUGUUUCAGGAGUGAGAAAAAUCAUUCCGGGAGAUCUAGAGAGAGUUCACUCUCUUCACCUUCACCACGACAAGAACAUAAGAAAAAUAAUGAAGACAUGUCUCGUGUUUCUAAGGGGAAGAAAAAGAGCUCAUAUAGUAAGUCGAGGCUAAAGCGAUCAGCUUCCGCAAGGCAUGUUCGUGAUGAACUGGAAGAAACAGGCUCUAAGCUUAGCAGGUCAUGUUCUGCUAAAAAUGUACCUAAAAACUGCCAUGAUAAGAUUUCGGACACUCCAACCAGAUUAGUUCCCUCUGAUGCUUGCUUGCACAGGAAUAACAACAAUGUGAACGAUUAUUCUCGCUUAAAACGACGUAGUAACAGGGAAAGCAGUUCAGGACAUAGUAGUCCAAUAAAUGACAGUCAGAUUCGAGACUCGCCCAUAAAGGAUUCGCCAGUUUCAGAUUCAGGCUCGCGAAAAAACACACCAACUCAAGAAACGCAGCGCCGCAAUUCACUGAAACUGAUCGAGCAAGGUGCGGAAAAUGACAAUAUUCACAUUUCUACGGAAGAACUCAAUCGCAUUGAUGCCUCAAGUAAAAGCAAGUUUAAAUUCAACAAGUCAUUGUUGGAUGGCGAGUCGCCAUCUCCCAGUCGCCGGACUAUAGAACGCCGUCGUCAUGCGCAAGAAAGGAAGGGCCGACAUACCCUUGAUGGCAGUCUUCAUGUGGAGCUACAUGGGGAACCUAAAGAGGAACCAAAGUUAAAGCGUAGUAACUCCGACCCCAAUCUCUCGGAGGCAGAUGACAUGUUGAAGCGCAAGGAAAUAGCUAUGACCUUUCCAGGUCUCUUUCAUUUGAAGAAAGGAUGGCUAAUAAAACAAGGUGAAAGUGAACAGGAUUGGAGUAAGCAUUGGUUUGUUUUGUGUGACAACAAGCUAACUUACUACAAAGACCAACAGGCUGAAGAGGAAUCUAGUUUGAGCGGUGUUAUUGAGCUUGCAAACUGCAUUGAGGCCUGCUCAACGACUGUGAGUCGCAAUUAUGGUUUUGAAAUACAAACUGAGAACUAUAGUAUCAUAUUAGCAGCUAUGACUAGUGGAAUUAAAAACAACUGGGUGCAAGCAAUUAAUAAGGCAAUUGCAACUGCGAGAAGUGAGGCCGAAACAUCAAGUAGUCCAAUUCAAAGUAAAGUAACGAUGGAUGAAGUUGCAACACCGAACCAGAUUGAUGCGGUAGACAACGCAAACGUGAAGAAACCGGUUGCUCCGAUGUUGGAGAUACGGGAUGCGAAUCAGCAACCAUCAAGGAAAUUUGUUCCUGAUAUAGAUUUUAUGCUCGGUACAAGACCUUUGCAGAAUCUAGACGAUGAUGAUGCAGAUACACUUGAUGAUGUGAGCCAAAUAGAAUCAGAUAUCGAAAAAAUGGUUCCAGAAACAAGCACACCUAUUACCGUCACUACCACGGAAGCAACGCCACCGGAAGAACCAAAUAUCCAAGAAGUAUCCAAGUCUGUUUCAGACUUACCGAAAAAGUCUCGAGGUGAACGUAAGCAUAAGCGACCUCGUGUAAGACCAAAGACAGAAGACCAAAUGAAGAGAGAUAUUGAAAAGAGUAUGAAAAUUGUCAAAGAGGGUGGAAUUUUGAGAUCAAAAAGCAGCAGUAGCAUUGAUGCUGGACAGAGGCCAAAGGAAAGCAAGAGGGUUCAGAUCAAAAAGGCUGUUGAAUACACUGCAUCAGACACAACGCCGCAAGAGGAUUACAUAACUUUCAAGACUCAACCAGAAGAACUGUUAACAUCCAAAGAUUGUAAAACCACUCAUGUUUCCCCAGAUAACAGUGCAGUUUAUGAACUUCUUGAAACAGAGGUUGAAUCCUUAAAAGAGCAGCUAACGUCGACAAGAGUUAAACUGGAGAGCUCAAACCAGCACAAUAUCGAGCUGAAUGCUAAAAUAGACCGUUUGAAGCGAGAACACCAAAAUGAAAUGUCAGAGGUCAUGACUGGACAAUCUGCAUAUGAGGCUCAGCUGGAGAAAUUAAGGCAGAAAAAGAACAUUUUGGAAGAAGAAAAACAGCGUAUGAUUGAAGAUUUAAAACAGAAAGAAGUUGACAAAAUCAAUCUACAAGAAUCAAAUGAAGCAAACAGAUUGUAUACUCAAGAGUUCGAGACUUUACAAAACCGAUGUUCUCUACUUGCUUCUGAGCUUGAAAAAUGUAAAGAAGAACUAAACAAAAAGAGUAUGACUAUGAAGUUAGAACGCGAGAAAGUAACAGAUAUGAUUGAAAAACUUAAUGAUAGAAUCGAUGGAUUGGAAGAGGAAGUAGGAGAUAAGAAAGUUCUCUUACAGGAAGCAGAAUCACAGGCAACAAUCAAAGCUAAACAAGUCAGAGAACUAGAAACACUCUUAAGACAAAGUAAAUCUGGAAAACUGAUUGAAGAUCUUAUGGCAGAAUUAACUGACACUCGCAGCAGACUAGAAGAAAGUGAAACAGUUGUAAUUCAAAAUGAUGAACGUUUUGAGAAACGGUACUUAAGAUUGAAGGAAAAAAUGCGAGCAGAAAACGAUGCCUUGAAAAAUCAACUUCAGCUGGCAGAGGAAAAAUUGAAAAUGUCAUCAGAUGAUGAUGAUAUGAUUCAUCUGGUAACCCAUAAGGAGGUUGUAGCUUGUUUGAAAAAUGAACUUGAAUUAACUGAUUCUGCAAAAUUAAGUUUGCAACAGAAAUGCGCAGAUCUCCAAAAUGAACUUGCUCAGAUUGUUUUAAAAGGUCAGGGUGAACUUGCAUCUGUACAGAGUAGUGACUCUGCCAUGCGAUUGGAAGAGGAUUUAGAAGAAACUAGAGGGCAGUUAAAAUUUCUGAAAGAAGCUCUUGAAAAUGAAAAGACCAGUGGUGCUAAUCUAUCUGUGGAAUUAGAAAACGAAAGAAAAGGCAAGGCAGAACUUUUGAAAGAGUUCGAAGAAUUGAGUGAAAAACUAAAGCAACAAGAGACGAAAGUACAAACCAUAAUGAGACAGAGUGAAGUAAGCCAUGAGGAUCAAAAUAAGAAAACUGAAGCAAUACUGCAAAAAGAGGAAAGUGAAUUGUUUAAUAGCCAACAACUUGUCAAUGAAAGUGAAUUUGAAAACAUGCGAGCACAAUUGGACCAAAGUAAAGAAGAAAUACAAAAAAUGAUGGAACUUAUUGUUGAAAAUGGAAAAGAAAAAGAGAUAUUUGUUGAGAAAUUGAAUUUGAAAGACAAAGAAUUACAGCAAUUGCAGAAAGUGUGUGAGAAGAUUCAGGCAGAACUUGACCAUGAGGAAAAGAAUAAUGGUGCAUUUGAAACAAAGGUUGCAUCAUUGAAAACUGAAAUUGACAGUCAUGAGCAAAAACAUGAGGCACAAUCAGUAAAAUUUCAUGAAGAGUUACAACAAAAAGAUAUUGAAAUACUGCAAGCAAAUAUUGAGUGUGAGGAUAUGCAAAAGAAGUGGAAUGUUAUGAAAGAAGCAGCCGAUUUAAACAUCAAGAAGGUGAAAGAGCUUGAAAUGCAGGCUAUGCAACAGAUGGAAAACAUGCAAGUGUUGCAGGAACGAGCUAAAGUGAGAGCAGAACGAGGUGAUAGAGAUAACAAAAAGUUGAGAGCAGAGCUUAAAGAGGCACAAGAUAGUUUUGAUGAACUUGAAUUGAAACACAUUCAGACUAAAGAGGAUUUCAAAAAAUUAGAAAAGAGUCAAGCAGAGCAGAUUCUUCUGAUGGGUUCCCGCAUUAAAGAUUUGACAACCAAAUUAGCUGCAGCUGAACGCAAGGUGAGAGAUGCUAAUCGUAAAAUAGCAUUAGAGCAAAAAUCUAAAUUAUCAAAAAGUAGACCAGGUAGUCGUGAACUUGAAAUUAGACUUAAGGAUUUGGAGACACAGCUGGAGGAUGUAGAAAUGGAGUUGGAGGUGCAGGAAAAAGAUUCAGCUUCAUUGGAGGGUAAAAUUAAAAGGGUUUCAGAUUCAUUGAAGAACAAGCAAGGAGAAAGUGAGCUAGUUUCAUCAUCUUCUUUAGAUGAAGAGACAUCUGAAGAGCCAGAGAGUUCUGUUCAGGAUUUCAAUGGCAGUGUGAGCAGUCCACCAUAUAACUCUGGCUUUGUUGGCUUCAAACUUAAUGAAUCAGAAGAGAAACUAAAAGAGGUGACAAGAAAGCUUGUGGAUCUUACAGCAAGAGAGUUAGAUAAUCGUAAGUCUUACCAGGCCAAGUGUGCUUCAGAGCGAGUCCUGAAGCAAGAAAUUGUCGAUUUAAAAAGCAGACUUGAGUCCAUGUGUAACGAAAUUGAUCAGUUUGAGGAAGAGCUCGUUGCCCAGGAAAAAAUUCAUCGUGUUUUGCUGGAGGAGCAGACAUCACAAUAUAGGAAAGAACUUGAAGAGCUGAAAGAUAUACGAGAAAAAGAACUGGAAGAGGAGGCCGCUGCAACUGCAAAAGCAAUAUCAGCUUUGAAACGAGUCCAUCUGGAGGAGUUGCAGAGGGAGCGAUUAAGUGUCGGUGAGAUGAUGUCUGAUGACGUGGAAAGCGUUAUGAAAAGGCACAGGGAAGUAGUUAAUCGUAUGGAGAAGGAAUGGCACAUCCUGUCGGAGAAGUAUUCCUCUCAAUGCCAGGAGAACCGGAGUCUGCAGAAGAUGGUGGAGAACCUGAAGUAUAUGAUGAAGGAACUGCAGAAAAAGAAAGAUGAGAUUGCAAAGCAGAACCUGGAGAUGACAACAAAGUUGGAAAAAGAUGUUGGCAAGUUAAUGCAAGAAGUAGAAAAAGGAGAUAAGGGUUUUGAUGAAAAUGAUGUGAUACAGAAUCUACAAAUUAAACUCAGGAUUAAAGAAAUUGAGUUGAAAUGUAGCAUGGAUGAAAUGCAGAAAUUCAAAUCAAACAUUGAUGCCACAAAGGAAGAAAACAAAGAAUUGCAGCAACAGAACAAACAUCUGGAAAGCGAGCGACACCACCUUGGUCAGCGUAUUGAUGUGCUAGAAUUGCAAGUGAAUUCACUGAAAUCAGAGGGCGGAAGGAUACGCACAAGUGGAGAAGGUGCUGCGGCCCCAGAGGGCUCUGUUGAUUGUGAGGAAGUUUUUGAAUCGCCUGUUAGCAGUCCGGGGCAGUUUGAUUCCAAGUACAAUGCUUGGUUCCCUCCAGAAUGCGAAAGACAUCCAUAUGAUUCUUCCAGUAGCACUCAGUCAGAUAGUUCAAGAUUCAGUUCUACAAAGAUUGAACAUGUUUGAAGGACUGAUUCCUUUCGUCACAUUAGAAUGCCUUGGGAAAAAAAAAGUAAACCUUUAUGUUGAUCAGUGUAGUUUGUAUCAAAGCUUCCCUUGACUGUCUUCCAAAAAAUUGAACAAAAUUGAGAAAAGAGACAUGGAGACAGUAAAGUAGUACCAGUACACACAUAUUCCUAUAAAAAUAUUAAGCCCUGUCCAGAAAACAUGUGACAUGCCUAAAUAUGGUCAUGAUAACAUCACAUCAUGUCCAUAUAUAGGCACAUCAUGAUUAUGGUUAUACAACAGUUUUUGUCUUAAUAUAGAAACAUGUAUUAUUAUUAUUUCAUUUAUCAUAAUUUAGUAGACCAGAAUUUUUUAAAAUGCUUCUUGUCUGAGAAACAGGAAGAUAAUGCCCUUUGUUCUUCCUUCAUUCCCCUUACAUACCCAGUACUGUUCGAAUAUAUAUUUAAUUAUCCAUCGAGCUCAUUGCAUGAAAGAACUUUGUGCAAAAAACGAGCAGCGAUAUUCCGCAAGUGGUUGUUUACACAACAUAAACAGUUUUAUUCAUGAGCUGGUUGCUAUAAAAUACUGAACUUGCGGUCCGACAUAUUAUGUAGAUCGAGAACUAAUGGAUUAUCAAUUGCUUAAAAACUCGGAUGCUGGGCCUAAUUAAUAUGUGUUGGCCUAAUCCAGCCGAACAAAGUUGAGAAAGAGUGUUCACUGCUUUAUUAUUAAGACGCCCGUUGAACUGCGUGCGUGGGGAUACAUUACAAGCACUAGCUCUCACUAAUUAAUUAUUCAUUAGCUCACAACAUGAGAGAAACAUGCAAACCGCUCGCCAGAAAAUUGUGUGCGAUUGGUGGAAGAUAUUCGAACAGUACUGUACAUGUGUAUGGUCACAAAUUAGAGUGGCAUAUCUAAAUAUCUGCCAGAACUAGACUUCAAUGGAUGCCUGUUGAUUAUGAGGAUGAUGGCAUUUCUACAGAAAAUGAUACUGCAAGAGACAAGAAACAUUUUUUGUAAUUUCACCUUAUGUCAAUUGACACACUAUCAUUUACCUUUGAUUGAUAUUCCAUCAUUUUUGGACCAAACAUAAAUUCUUGGUUUAAUAUCUUUGGGUAUUUAUGUGGGUUUCACAUAUUGUUAUUCAUUUGUAGUUAAUUGUUAGUAAUAUAUCAGAUUUAAAUCUUUUGUGUAACUUAAACAGUGUAUGUUGCUUUUUCAUAAUAUGUUUUUUAGAUACCUUGAAAACUUAUGAGAACUUAAUAUUUCAAAGCUACAUGUAUUCUCAUUAUUUAUAUAAAAAAAGAUUAUGCUUGAUAAUUUUGUUUAUGAACCUUCUACAGAUAUAAUAUAAUAUUUUUCAAAGUUAAUUUUAGGUCAUUCAAGUAAUUAAUUGCAUUUAUAUUUGGUCAAUUUUGGCUCAAUAAUUCUAUUUUGUGAGGCAUGGGCAGGCUGUAAUCUAAUUUUUCCAAUUAUUGUAUUUAUAGAUCGCAAAUAAUACCUGCUUCCAAGCUUGGCUUCCCCAAGCAAGUUUAACUAUGCAUUAAUAAUCUUCUUAGACAAAGAUAUUAAUCUCUCUUGCUAGAAUUAUAAUAUGACUGAAAUAUUAAUAUUGGUUAAGACAGAUAUCAAUGCAAACACUAAGAAUAGUUUUUUUCAGUCUCAAAUAUUUGGUAAAAAACUAAACAUGAAUUUAGAUGCUGAUAGUUUUACAUUGUUGUGUGAAUGGGUAGUUGAGCACUCAAACUUUUGACUAGUUAUCAUCCAGUGUCAAGUAAUAACCAGUUUGAUCCUGUUAAAACUGGCUCAAUCCAGUUAUUACUUGACCAGUUUGAUCGACUUAGAAUUGAAUUGACAAUCAAAUGCUUUAUAUGUAAUUGUAUGAUAUAAUUUUUUCGUAACUUGGGUAAUACUAUUCACAUUUUGUGUGUAUCUUUAAUAGUAUAUUUCAGGUUGAGAAUUUUUAAGGUGGUAAAAUGUAAAGAAAAUUUCAGGUUUUGACCAAUGUGUGCUGGAAUGUUAGAACAUGUAUAAGAAAAUAAGCACUCGCCAAUAUAGAGACUCAAUUGCUGUAGAUUUACUUAAAUAUCUAGUUCCACGUAAAAUAAGAAGAAAAAAUUAAUUUUCUUUUAUUGAUCAUUUAUGUAUGUAAUAGUAAAAUUGAAGUACUGUACUUCAUUUAAUCUGCCAUUGAUCUGGCUAAUGAGCUUUAUUAACACAUUUAAUUUUAUUUUGCUGCACAUUGUGAUAACAAUUGGCACUGACUUCCGUGAGAAAUUUGAUAAUAAAGCAUUGAAAAUGUGCAAAAUUAUGAAUUCGCGGAGAUGGGUUAAUUUCCGGGAGACUCUUGCUUGCUUGCGAGAAACCGUACCGAUUUCCGGGAGACUUGAGACCCCUGUUUCUUGCAACCCCUGUAUAAUUAGAUAUGUUAGUGAAACUAAAUUAGCCUCAUCUUCUUAAAGUGGAUUCUCCAACUUUGGACACCGGCAAUUGAAAAUCAAUGGAUGCUCAAAUAAUAAUAAUAAUAUAUUCUAUACCAUAGACCCAUAUCAAUCAAUUUAGGAAUUUCUGUAGAAAAAGGUAACCUUAGUGAAAUAUUUGUAUGUGUUGCUUUGCAAUGAGCUGUUUGGUUUGAUUGAAAUUUUGGGGGUUUUCUGAAUGUAUGGCAAAUGGUAUUUGGAAUCAAAAAGUUAUAUCAAUAUUAGCAAUUUCUUAAUUAAUUCGAUUUGGAUAUCCAACCCAAAUAAACGGAUCAAUGAAUAUCUGAAAUAUACAAUGAAAAAUGCCAAUCACUGGCUUAAUUAAAAUAGCUUACUCAUUAUAUGUUAGUAUGCCUUGUAUGCUCGUAGUUCUUUAAUAUUUAUUAUUGUUAAACAAUCUUUUACAACAAUGACUUUGCAUGUGCAUACAUAUUAUUUUGUUGAAAAUAUGUUUGAAAGCUUUAGUAAUCUUUACUAUCUGAAAUUAAUUAUCUAGUGUAGGUUAAUUUUAACUAUAUUUACAAAGCUGUUACAUUAUAUUAUUUUUAUAAUUAUUACUACAAACAUUAUUUGUUGCAUCAUAUUUAUCAUUAUUAUUAUUGUUGUUUUUACUAUUAUUUAUUAUUAUUAUUAUUAUUAAUAUAUAAUUGACAAUCAUUGACUUGAAAUUUUUAAUAAUAUUUAGAAAUGUGUUCAAAACUUGAUUUUUAUUUUUUAGUGUUAAUAAAAACAAAGAGUAUAAAACUGCAAGAGGUCUGACUCGCAGGGUUUCAUUGGAACGUAUUCGUAUGUGUUAAAGUUUGGAAAUACUCUAUUUGAAUUCUAAUAGGGCGCCCCCUAUCUUGUGGUAGUUUUUUUUUACAUUUCAUUGAUACAAAAUCAGGGCAGUUGGACCACUUGAAAUUCUAUACUCUUUGAUAAAAGUAUAUAUAACCUUGCGACCUGUAUCUUUAAUGUAUAAAUGCCAACUCAACACCUUAACAUAGUAUUAUAUUCUAGAAGAGCUCGUAUAAUAUAGUGAUUGUAUUUUUCUUGUAAUUUAUGUUUCUUGAUGUGACUGAUAGUGUUUUAGUCUUUUCAUUACCUCUUAUGAAUCAUUUGGUCAGUUCACUGUAUUUGUGUUGAUGUAAUGUAUAAUUAUUCUUUAUUGGUGCUGUAUUUAUAAACCACCUUAUGUUAUUAAAUGAUGACCAUGUUGUAAAAUAAGGAUUAGGAGUGUUUACAACAAAUGUGAAAGAAACAACCUCCCGUGAAUUCAAAAUGUAAGAAAGUUGUAUAGAAAUGUGUUGAUUUUUCCCCCAUCCCUUUAUUGAUUAUGUUAAAAUAUUGUUUAAAAAAAAUAUCUUGUAAUGUAAUUACUGUAAUGAGAUUGAUAUCUUCCAAAUCAUUAUCUGAAAAUUAUUCUUUAAAAGGUGUUUUCUGUAACAUAUUAAAUUAUACAUACUCUAUUGUAGUCCAACAUAUAUUAGUUGAGUUUCUGUUGUUACUUCUAACCUUUCACAAAAUUUAUUAAUUAUUUGUAUAUAUAAUAGUAGAUUAGUUUAUCUCAAAUACAUUCUAUGACUUAACCCGCUAACUUCAAAACCUAUCACAUUAUAUAUUUCUAUAAAUAAAUAUGUUCUAUCUGAAGAAAAAUUAAAA